This is a messenger RNA of Spinacia oleracea (spinach), 1385 nucleotides long. RefSeq lists its product as uncharacterized. The transcript has 3 exons. The record is from RefSeq and is a predicted model, not a curated record. Bases 505 to 1161 code for a protein of 218 amino acids. NCBI's taxonomy places the organism in Eukaryota, Viridiplantae, Streptophyta, Magnoliopsida, Caryophyllales, Amaranthaceae.
ACCUGCUGCCCUCCGUGGAUCACUUUCCGAGCAGAAGUUGGAUUUGGUCAUAGAAGGUAUUAUGAAUAUUGUGUUACGUCUUGAUGAGAGUGAUGCUCUUUUAGCAGUUGGUGAUAACGAAGCUGGUGCACUGACUUCCGGGGGGAACAGGAUGGCGAUUGUUUGUCCUACAACACCAGGCUCCGUUAACAAACCUCCAAACAGCGUUGGGGAUGAUACUACCACACUUACCCCCCUGUAAUGGUUAAAGAUCAUGUUCCGCGCGGUGGUUUAAAGGCUCACAGGACUCGUGAACAAAGAUUUUUACAACCAGGUGAGAAUAAAAACCCCGCAAGGAAGCAAGUCAGGAAAAACAAGAGUGUUGUACCACAAGACUUUCCAGAAACCAGCAAUUGUCAGAACACUUGCCUUCCUCAACACAACUACUUGUAGCCGCCAAACACCUUCCAUCCUGGUUGGGGAUCCCACGAUCAAUAUGGGUAUAGUGCUGAUUACCCGCCUCAAAUGGCUGGGCAAGUAAGGGGGACUAUGGUAUACCCUCAGCAGAACUACAACAAUGGGGUAUCUGUUCAACAGUUUCAGUCAUCUGGAAGAGUAAGUGGAGUUGUUGCCACAAAUUUGUUUCCCUCAGGACAGACAGAAAUUCGCAUGUCUGUGGGUGGGAUUCGUAUGACCCCGGAGGGUGGUGACGUACUUUUGUCCCAAGACCGUUGUGGUAUAUCAAUGUCACAAAACAUAUCUGGUGGUCCAAUUGCCCAAAACCUAUCAGGUUUACACAUGUCCCAGAACAUUAAUGGUGUGCAAAUGUCGCAAAACUUGAGUGGAGUGCAACUAUCUCAGAUGUCGCAAAUGUCCCAGAAUGCUGGUUCCAUUCGUUACUUCACCAUUAACAGCAGCAGUAGAGGUGGAAAUUAUCAAGAGGCCGGGAGUCAUUGUAUGCCUGCAAAUCAAAACCAGCACCGGCAUAGUUUCCAGGUUGUGAACGAAACCUCCCAUGGGGAUCACCGUAGUUAUCAACCAACUACUAAACACUUGUUGCAGUCCAAUCCGGGUUUUUUAGUCAAUGAGGGUGGGUGUGGAACGCAUUCUAUACAUGGCGCCAGUGGUAAUCCAGUAUUCACUCAAGACCUGCUCGGUUGUCAUGACCUUACGAAGAAUUAGAAUUGAUUUCCAUGGUGAAAUCCACCCAAUAAAUCUACCUUUGUGGUACGUUAUUUGAAGUUGAUUGACUUCCAUCCAAUAAGUCCGAAUUAUGGCGUGUUACCAUAUGUGCAUUCCUCUGUAACCAUAUGAUUCAAUUUGUAACCCAAUUUGGGGUUUACAGGAUGUCGUAACUUAAAUAAGGUUACUUUAGAUACUUUCGUAAACUGAAUUUUCAUUAUUGA